AAUUAACCAUAUGAUUGUAAUUCAAUAUAGGUGUAUAUUGAUUCUCCAAAAGAGAAAAAUUAUAUUCGGAAAUAAUUUAAAAAUCACGUGCGCAUCACUUAAGGAGCAAAUGAGUAUUCCUGCAUUUACUUUUGAAAAAAUCAAAGUCGUCGAACAAUAGUUAGGAGUUGCCGCUACUUUCAUCUUUAACCGCCACUAACCGGAGCGUGACAGACCGGAGAGAGGCGAUCUUCACUCCCGUACGACAACGCAACGUCGUCGUAUUGGAGCAGAUUUAUUUUACUCCCCAUAUUUAUUGAUUUCUAGAUAUACAUAUUCGAGAUUUAGUGUGUAGAAUUUUUUGGGUGUCGGUGUUCUUGACUUUUUGUCGACAAAAAUUGAGGAACAUUUUUUGUGCGGAGGAAGUGGGGCAAAUGGAUGCUGAUCCACUGCAGUUUGGGAACAUUGUAAGAAACUCAAAGUUGUUGUUAGCGGCUGCUUUCUAGUUGUGUGAUUUAAUUUGGCGUCAAUGAAGUUUCCGGGAGUAAUUUCAAAAUAUAGUUUCAAUAUUUUGAAUUGGAUGGGCUUUAGCAAAUUUUCAUGGUCGUUUGUGCAGUUUGAUGCAAAAUUAUGUUUUUCGUUAAUUUAUCAAACGACUCCUCGCAGAUUGUAGUGCUGUUACUUCGGAAGUUCAAUUGAAUGGAACCAUACCUAUUAUUGAGAGUUUGCCUUUUUCUUUCUUUCUUUUUCUUUGGAGUUAGUUUGGCUGCAGAGGACCUGUGUCUAAUCUAUUGCUCCUGAUUACCUCUUUUGUGCUUUAACCUCCCUUCCACCUUGCUUCAGAGGGCUAUAUUGGACUCAACAUUUUUUAAUUUUAUUUAUUUGCUUGCGCUGAAUCAAUAAAAUUCUUUUACGUCAAGCCACCUUUUAGCCAUUGUGGAGUGGGAUGGUGGACUUGCUUCAGAUAUUUGAAAUUUUAUGGGAGUUUUUGCCUUCAAUAUGUAUUUUUGUGUAUUGAUGAAAUAUGACUGAUGGAGCUAAUGUUUGACUAUUCUGAUGUAAAUGAGAGUGAUAUCCACGCAAUUGUUCUUUCAUAUCUUGUACACAAUUGCUUCAAAGACACACUGGAGUCAUUCGUUUCAUGUACUGGGAUGAAGCAACCUGCUGAUCAUCUGCAGGACAUGGAAAAAAGAAAAAGAAUCUAUCAUUUUGCAUUGGACGGGAAUGCAUCCAAAGCCAUUGAGAUGACUGAAGAAUUUGCGCCUGGCUUGUUGGAGGAAAAUAAGGAUUUGCACUUUGAUCUUUUGAGCCUUCAUUUUGUUGAACUUGUGUCCUCCCAUAAAACUCAGGAAGCUUUAUUGUUUGCGCAAUGCCAGCUGACUGAUUUUGGCAAAGAGCAGAAAUAUGUCAAAAAGCUUGAAGACUUUAUGGCUCUGCUCGCAUAUGAUGAACCAGAGAAGUCCCCAAUGUUCCAUCUCCUGAGCUCAGAACACAGACAAUAUGUUGCAGAAAGUUUGAACAGGGCAAUUCUUGCUCACACUAAACUUCCCAACUAUUCAGCAAUGGAAAGGCUAAUACAACAAACAACUGUUGUUAGACAGUGUUUGAGUCAGGAACUCGGAAAGGAUGGACAUAAACCUUUCUCCUUAAAAGAUUUUCUCAAGAGCUAGAUGCACUGGUGCCUUCACCAAAGCAAUCACUGAGAUAUGAGUUAUGUGGGCGUUUCGAGGUGAUACAGGCAUGUGACGUAUCACUUAUGAUUAUAAUGCCAUCCGUAAUGCUUUCGUGAGUGGAAUCCGCAAUUAUGGCUCGCAUAUCUUCCUAGUCUGCGUUCGGAAAGAUGCCAAUUUCAUGUUGAGGCAGUGUACGAGUUUAGGUGUUAGAAUUGUAAACUGUAAGAAAGUGGAAGAGCCUUAGUUUGAAUUUUACCUAAAGAGGAUCUUCUGGGAUUUCUGUGUAUAUGAUAUGCUUUAGGGGCAGAAGGAAACGUAGCAUUCUGUAUUUAGUGAAGGAUUCUUCCCUAAAGCGUAGCAUUCUCGUUCUUGGUGAUGACCGGAGGCUUGAAGAGUAAGAGAUCUCUGCUUUUCGUAUUAUUUUCUAGUGCGAAAUAUCUAUUUUACAAACUAAACAGCUUGUGUAUUUAGAAGGAGCUUAGGCUAUCUGAUGACUUAUGAGGGUAUGAUUUAGUAAAUUAAUUGUUCUACA
This is a messenger RNA of Salvia miltiorrhiza (redroot sage), 2184 nucleotides long. RefSeq lists its product as uncharacterized. Bases 1011 to 1649 code for a protein of 212 amino acids. Gene Ontology annotation, cellular component: cytoplasm. Gene Ontology annotation, biological process: cell surface receptor signaling pathway; cytoskeleton organization. The transcript has 7 exons. The record is from RefSeq and is a predicted model, not a curated record. Gene Ontology annotation, molecular function: protein binding. NCBI's taxonomy places the organism in Eukaryota, Viridiplantae, Streptophyta, Magnoliopsida, Lamiales, Lamiaceae.